This is a messenger RNA of Trachemys scripta elegans, 1847 nucleotides long. It is a transcript of the gene KCNK1, whose product is annotated as potassium two pore domain channel subfamily K member 1. The record is from RefSeq and is a predicted model, not a curated record. Gene Ontology annotation, biological process: potassium ion transmembrane transport; stabilization of membrane potential. Gene Ontology annotation, cellular component: membrane. Bases 453 to 1463 code for a protein of 336 amino acids. Gene Ontology annotation, molecular function: potassium ion leak channel activity. The transcript is spliced from 3 exons. Lineage: Eukaryota; Metazoa; Chordata; Testudines; Emydidae.
GCGCGGGAGGACGGUCGCAGGCUUGGCUCUGUGCGUGCGAGCUCGCCCGGGAAUAAAUAGCAUCCACCCAGAGCAGGGCUGCUGCUCCAUUGCUGGUUACCUGAGCUGGGAAACCACGUGAGUGCCACAUCAGCGGCGCUUUUUAGACUGAAAGUCACAGAAAGGAAACAGGAACCGGAGAAGCGGCUGGGGCCGGCCGGCGCGUGGCUUUGGGAGGGCGGACAAGGACUGGGGCGGGCCGCUGGCAAGUCCAUGUCCCCGGGGGUUCAUUAAUCCCCCGGGGCGAGCCUCAUCCUCGCCGCUGGCCUGGAGGCUGCUGCGGAGCGAGCCCGGCAGCCCGGCCCGCAGGCGCGGGUUCAGCGAGGCGGCUCCCUCCCUGCCGCGCGUUUCCACGGGGCGCGUGGCCAGCUCUGUCUGCGGCGGCGGGAGCUGCAGGGCGGCGGCGGGGGAAGAUGCUGCAGUCCCUGGCCGGCUGCUCCUGCGUGCGGCUGGUGGAAAGGCACCGCUCCGCCUGGUGCUUCGCCUUCCUGGUGCUGGGCUACCUGCUCUACCUGGUCUUCGGCGCCGUGGUCUUCUCCUCGGUGGAGCUGCCCUACGAGGACCUGCUGCGCCAGGAGCUGCGCAAGCUGAAGCGGCGCUUCCUGGAGGAGCACGAGUGCCUGUCGGAGCAGCAGCUGGAGCAGUUCCUGCGGCGGGUGCUGGAGGCCAGCAACUACGGCGUGUCCGUGCUGGGCAACGCCUCGGGCAACUGGAACUGGGACUUCACCUCCGCGCUCUUCUUCGCCAGCACCGUGCUCUCCACCACGGGUUACGGUCACACUGUGCCUUUGUCGGAUGGAGGAAAGGCCUUCUGUAUUAUAUACUCCGUCAUCGGAAUCCCCUUUACGCUGCUUUUCCUGACUGCUGUGGUGCAGCGUAUCAUAGUCUAUGUCACCAGACGGCCUGUAUUGUAUUUCCACAUUCGCUGGGGCUUCUCCAAGCAGAUUGUUGCCAUCAUCCACGCAGUGAUUCUUGGGUUUGUUACCGUCUCAUGCUUUUUCUUUAUCCCGGCAGCAGUAUUUUCUGUUAUGGAAGAUGACUGGAACUUUUUGGAAUCUUUUUACUUUUGUUUCAUUUCCCUGAGCACCAUUGGUCUUGGAGACUAUGUUCCAGGAGAAGGUUACAAUCAAAAAUUCAGAGAGCUGUAUAAGAUAGGAAUUACAUGUUAUCUGUUGCUGGGCCUCAUUGCAAUGUUGGUGGUUCUAGAAACUUUCUGUGAACUUCGUGAGCUCAAAAGGUUUAGAAAAAUGUUUUAUGUGAAGAAGGACAAGGAAGAGGACCAAGUGCAUAUAGUGGAACAUGACCAGCUUUCCUUCUCUUCAAUUUCGGACCAAGCAGCUUCCAUGAAGGAGGAUGAAAAAGCAAACGAGCCUUUUGUGACUGUUCAACCUGCAACUUAUUAUGAUGGCUGUAUAAACAAUUAAUACAAGGGCAUCCAUACCAAUAUUAUAGUGCACUUACAUCAUUACCGUAAGAAAUAGAAUGCCUCUUUAUUUUUUGUGGGGGAAAAUUUUUAUGAAAGAAAGGAGACUGUGCUGUUUUAAUAAGUAUUCAUCAUUUCAGAUGUUGAAAAGACUUCUGACACAAAUCAAUGUUGCUAAAAUGGAGCUACACUGGGAGAGUGGGAGGAUAUGUAGCAGCUGGUGGGGUAUCCCUGAGAGGCAUUAUGCCUGAAGAGACCAGGAGGAAGCAUAAUGCCCCACUGGCAGCUCUCUGCAACACCCUUGGGGUGUAAUCUGCUCUCCUUCAGUGUAGCCUUAUAGCUACUGGCUGGUGUGCAGGGAAGUAGUGCCUUAUGCACACCCCUG